AUGGGAGAGAGAGAGGAGGUGAAACUGUUGGGAACAUGGUACAGUCCGGUCGUGUUAAGAGCAAAGAUAGCUCUUCGUCUCAAAUCGGUUGAUUAUGAUUACGUUGAAGAAGAUUUGUUCGGAUCCAAGAGUGAGCUUCUUCUCAAAUCUAACCCGGUUUACCAGAAAGUCCCGGUUCUCAUCCACAACAGUAAACCGGUUUGUGAGUCUCUUAACAUCGUUGAAUACAUCGAUGAGACGUGGAAAUCAUCUGGACCGUCCAUUCUUCCUUCUCAUCCUCAUGAUCGAGCUCUCGCUCGCUUCUGGUCUGCCUUCGUUGAUGACAAGUGGUUUCCAGUUUUCAUAGCGGCGAGUGUUGGAAACACAAAAGUCUUUGAUUGUCCUUGA
Camelina sativa (false flax) is the source of this 387-nucleotide messenger RNA. The record is from RefSeq and is a predicted model, not a curated record. NCBI's taxonomy places the organism in Eukaryota, Viridiplantae, Streptophyta, Magnoliopsida, Brassicales, Brassicaceae.